Cyprinodon tularosa is the source of this 4540-nucleotide messenger RNA. RefSeq names its product dynein, cytoplasmic 1, light intermediate chain 2 (gene dync1li2). Gene Ontology annotation, molecular function: dynein heavy chain binding. The transcript is spliced from 13 exons. Gene Ontology annotation, cellular component: cytoplasmic dynein complex; centrosome. The record is from RefSeq and is a predicted model, not a curated record. NCBI's taxonomy places the organism in Eukaryota, Metazoa, Chordata, Actinopteri, Cyprinodontiformes, Cyprinodontidae. Gene Ontology annotation, biological process: microtubule-based movement; microtubule cytoskeleton organization. The coding region runs from base 203 to 1672 and encodes 489 amino acids.
UUUAUUUUCUAUCUUUUAAUGUACACUAUGAAUCAGUUUUACUUCUCUAUUAAAUUGUUAAUUUCUAGCUACGUUAGGAAUAGCCGUGCCCUCUAGCUCUCGGUCAGCGGAUGUAACGUCCUGUCUGUUAGUUAGAUGAAGGCGGUGCUAGCGGUGCCCAAGCAGCAGCAGGGCCUCGCCUUUGUGGGUGUAGAGAGAGAAGAUGGCUCCCGUUCUGGAGAAACAGCUCCCGGGUGCAGCCGGACCGGGUGACAAUAACAAGGAAGACGAAGAAGGACAAAACCUCUGGUCCUCAAUACUCAGUGAAGUCUCAACAAGGUCGAAUUCAAAGUUACCAUCAGGAAAAAAUAUCCUCGUGUUUGGUGAGGAUGGAUCGGGAAAGACGACGAUUAUGGCCAAACUCCAAGGAGCUGAGCACAACAAGAAGGGGAGAGGGCUGGAGUAUCUUUACUUGAGCGUCCAUGAUGAAGACCGAGAUGACCUGACUCGCUGCAAUGUGUGGAUCUUGGAUGGAGAUCUGUACCAUAAAGGCCUUCUAAAGUUUGCUGUCACGCCUCAGUCGCUACCCAGCUGUCUGGCGGUUCUUGUUGCGGACAUGUCGCGGCCCUGGACCAUUAUGGAGUCAUUGCAAAAGUGGGCCAGUGUUCUACGAGACCAUGUGGACAAGCUAAAGAUUCCUCCAGAGGACAUGAGAGAAAUGGAACAAAGGAUGGUAAAAGCCUUUCAAGAGUACUCGGAACCAGAAGAUGCAGCCCCAUCCUCCCCACGACGGGCCCCGACGUCAGGGGAAGAAGAGACUGUUGUUCUACCGCUUGGAGAAAACACACUCACACACAACUUGGGCAUUCCAGUGUUAAUUGUUUGCACAAAGUGUGACGCGAUCAGCGUAUUAGAGAAGGAGCACGACUUCAGAGACGAGCAUUUUGAUUUCAUCCAGUCCUGCAUCAGACGGUUUAGCUUACAGUAUGGUGCUGGCCUGAUCUACACUUCAGUCAAAGAGGAGAAAAACCUGGAUCUGCUUUACAAAUACAUCGUACACAAGCUGUAUGACUUUCAAUUCGUCACACCAGCCUUAGUGGUGGAGAAAGAUGCAGUGUUCAUUCCGUCUGGAUGGGAUAAUGAGAAGAAAAUUGGGAUUUUGCAUGAAAACCUCACAACAGUCAAACCAGAAGAUCCUUUUGAAGAUUUCAUCACAAAGCCUCCAGUGCGAAAGUUGGUCCAUGACAAAGAAAUAAAUGCAGAGGAUGAACAAGUAUUCCUGAUGAAGCAGCAGUCUUUGUUAGCAAAGCAGCCAGCAACUCCAACAAGAGGAGCAACAGAGUCUCCUGGAAGGACAGCCUCUGGGUCUCCCAGAGCACCGAGUCGUGCUGGUCAGCCAAGUGUAACCAGCUCACCGAUGGCUUCUGUCAAAAAGCCUGACCCUAACAUGAAAGGAGCUGCUAAUGAAGGAGUGCUGGCCAACUUCUUCAACAGUCUGUUGAGUAAAAAGACCGGAUCGCCAGGAAGCCCAGGAGCUGGAGCAGUGGGAGCUGGGGUGCAGGGAUCUGCAAAGAAAACAGGGCAGAAGCCGGGUUUGACUGACGUCCAGGCCGAGUUGGACCGGAUGACUCGCAAACAAGACUCCUCCACAGUUUCAGCUAACAACAUACCGCCAACAGAAAACGAAGCGUGAAGGCAACAAAACGGCUGCAUCGUCCACUGCGUUAAUACUCUGGAAAAAAAUAUAUGUACAUGUGAGCAUAAAAAAAAAAGAAAAAAAUUGACCAAAUCCCCAACGCCUGUAUCAGUCAGCACACACUGUCAGUUUCACCAAAUGAGCUUCCGAUGCGAUCAGAUGGUGAGAUGGGAUGAGGGAUAACACUGAUGGAUCUCCUAACGAGAUGAGGAAGUGCCGAAGGCUUGGCUUUAUUUCUGUCUUCUCUUCAACUGUAAAUGCUAUUUUGUGAGGGAUGUCAGUUUUAUGGAAAUGUGUGCACACUCCCUGGCAGCCAACCUGAUGUGCUGGGCUGCAGGCCCCCCCGCUUCCUGGGGGUAAAGCACUAUCCUUGUGGAUUUUGAGAGGUGACGUCAUAGUUGGCCUUAUGGCCUUUGGUUCAGUUUAACUCGCAGAAGGAAUUGAAUUGGGAUUGGAAAGGUAUUUAAACAUAAAUGUUAAGAAAGGUAAAUAAAAUACUUGCAAAGAUAUGUAAAAAAAAAAAAAAAGAUGGACAUGAUACUAUUGUAUUUAUACAAGGGUUCUCCUUUUUGUUUUAUUUUCUGCACCAUUUCUCGGUAAGAGCUAACGUUUAUCUUUAUCACAUAACAUGUUAAAUUGUCACUGACAUCAUGACACUAAUAUGACAUGUCUACCCCGCUCAUAGCAUAUCUUUUACUCAUCUUGAAGGAUUCUGUAGAUAUAAAAGCAUAAAAACAAUACACAAACUGCAUUUCUGUCCAAACAGUUAACAUAGCCUCUUUGACUAAAUGAGAAUGGAUGGGAUUUUGGACGCGCUUAGAGGUCAGAGCAGCGUUGCUUGUUUAGGUAAAGGGUUGUAUAUUUUGGGAGGGGGCUUGGGCAGCAUCUUUCCUACUAUAACUCCUAAGUGCCUCGUACAGUUAGCCGUUUGUGUCGUAGUAGAGGUGCUUGUCUACACUAGAGGAAAUGCACUGUAGCACCACUGUCUUGUUUUUGUCCCCUGAAUAAUUUAUUUUCUUUUCUUUCCUUUUUUUUUUUUCUUUUGUCAUUGUACAAAAGCCUGUGGUCUGUCUAUUUUUUCAAAAAUAAGCUUUCUGUGGCCUCUUAAACAACGUUUAAUAGAGUAAAUGCCUUCAAGUAUACCGGCUGCUGACAUCGAGGAGAACCGCUACAUACGUUCAGUGCUGCGGUUGGAACAAAACGGAGAUCUUAUGGUGUUGGACAGCACUUUUCCUCCUCUGGUUUCAUAUUUGUUCUCCAUGCUGUACUUUGCAUGUUGGUCAAAGACAUUCCUGUUCAAGUCUGCGGAGAAACAAAUGCAUCCCUGUAGGAACCCCAUUUCUCCAUUUAGGUCUUUUUUUUUUUGUUAGUUGAAUAUGAUCAUAAAAUUACGACCUUUUGCCUUCAAUGUACAGCUGACAGUUUGCCACACUAGCCUCCACCCCCCACCCCCUUGCCUUCACAAGGAGGAACUGAACAUUGUGUGUCCUUAAGGGGUUGCUUGAUUGUCUUCUGCCAUUACUGUUUUGAUCUUUUACUUGCAGCAGGUAAACUGUACCAUAUCUUAGUGUUUGUUAGUUUUCUAGUUUGAUACCAUAAUCCAAAUGAAUUCAGCACAAAGUUUUUUGUUUGUUUUUUUAUAUGCAAGGCCCUGCUUAAUCCUGUGGAUAAUAUUCAGUGUGGAGUGGCUUUUUACAGAAUUACAGUCUGAGGAAAGCAGCUGUUUUUUAUUCUGUGUACAGGGGGGACUGGAACUUGUAACCAAAGAUGCAUAUUAGUCCCUACUUUCUGCAUUUGUAUGUCUUCCAUUAGAUUAACCAGUGGCCUUUCUUGUGAAACUCUUGCAUGAAGCUCUAGCAUUCCACACAUCAGACCUGCCUUUAAACCUUUUAUCAACAUCCUGUGAAUUGGUUAAAAAAAACAAAUGUGCUAUUCAGCAUUUUUGGUCUGUAGCCUAAUGAAACACACUGAAAGCCACUUAAACUAAACCAUUGGCCAACAGGAAUUAAUGUAUUUACAUUUUCUCUUAGCUGUAAGGAAAAAUCUAAAUUCCUUCAUUGGUCAUCUGGCUGCUUUUUGCAGUAUAAAAAAAAUCAUAAUUAACUAAACGUUUUCUUUUCCAAGGUGUAUGGUGGUGUUUUUUUUUUGUUUUUUUUUUUCUAGUUGGAAUUGAUGAAGCACAAUUAAGGAUCAACCAGAAGCAGCUGGAACACGCUAAAUAAGCACUUCCCCAAAAACAUUUAAAGAAGGGUCUCGUCUUUUAAAUUUUUUAUUUAAAGAUUAUAAUAAAUUCCCCCCUUUUUUAGGAAAAUUGCUAAAAAUCAUAAGACAACUGUUAGUGUUUAAGGAGUAUAGUACAUGUGAUGCAUAUUUUACCUGCUGGUAGUUAAGUAGCACCCUGAUUAAUUUUGAUCAUCCCUUAGCCAUACUGGCAUCAUUGAGGCUUUCAGCUGUGUGGAGUGCUCUCGUGCUGCUCUGUCGGAGUAUAUCUUCUUUAUUGAAGAUCGGGUGUUGCUUUGAUCAUUUGAAACUGAUAAAAAAAAUUAACUUUUGUACUCAGAUCUGACCUGAAAUUAGCUGCUUCAUAACAUCCUAACUGAAUGGCCUUCAACCACUAUUGACUGUCUUCAUCUAUGCGAGACUAUGAGCUUCUGCUUCCAGUCCUUUUAUAUUCAGGAUAUCAAGACAUUUUUAAGCACAUGGCUGGCUCUUUUGUGUCCUAGAAUGGUUCAAGAGGUUGAUGUUAUAUUGUCUGUAACAAAACUAUGUAGCCUCUAAGCUGCCAUGUGGAUCCUAGCUUCUUAUGCUGACAAAGAUAAGGAAAUGUUUAUCAGAACCCUGGCUUCAAUAAAACCAAGAAUCCCA